AUGAUGUUGUCGCUUCUCAUCCUCAAUUUCUUUUGCUUACCAGAAUCAGGGGGGAUCGCCUUAACUCUAAAGAAGCCGCCGGAAAUCCCGGGUCUGCCUAGCAUUGACGAACUAGCACAGAGAGGAGGUUACCAGGCGACCAACUACGAAGUGAUCACAGAAGAUGGAUACAGCCUUUGGAUCCACAGGAUUGGUAACAACACUGGUCCUCCAGUUCUUAUGCAGCAUGGUCUGUUCCUGGCUGCAGACUCGUGGAUAACAAGAGGCAGCAGCAAGAAGGAUCUUGCAUUCAUGUUGCUGGAUCUUGGCUAUGACGUAUGGCUUUCCAACCAAAGAGGGACGUUCUUCAACCAGUAUAGCUUGAAGUAUCACAAGACAGACCCUCCAUUUUGGGAUUUCAGUUUCCACGAAUCUGGAUAUUACGACCUACCAGCUUUCAUUGAUAAAAUAUUGGCAGUACGAAAUGUCCAGCAGAUUUUCUUCAUAGGACAUUCAUUUGGUACAGUAACUUACUCUGUGAUGUGCGCUACCAGGCCCGAAUACAAUGAUAAAAUAAAAGCUGCUGUGUUGAUGUCGCCAGUUGUCUAUCAGCGGGCCAGCAACCAGACUUCACCUAUUAUGAGUACACUAGCUACGGUGAGAGACUUCGUAACCGCUAAUGCCUUCGGGAGAUCAGCAAACAUCGUGGUUGGUGCAAGAAGUCCUGCAAGUGUCCAAGCUUUGAAAGUUCUCUGUGGAAGUAAGUCUCCCACCCAAGGACUUUGUCUCAGCAUCUUUGGGUUAUUCGUCGGUGAAAAUAGAAUCAACUUAAAUCUAGAUGACUUUUCUACUUUCGUCCUCUAUGCAUCCAGUACGUCACUUCGGACUUUGAUACACGCAGCACAAAACCGACUUGCAGAUCAGUUUCAACAGUUCGAUUUUGGUCCAAAGGAAAAUUUAAUGAGAUAUAAUUCACUGAAGCCACCGAAAUAUCUUUUGGAAUUGGUGACUACACCAACAGCUCUCUUCUGGAGUCUUAAUGAUCCUACGUUAAAUGAACAAUCAGUGGCAAGAUUUGCAUCUGAGAUACCAAAUGUCAUUACUAACAGUGUAGUGGAUGACCCAAAGUUCUCCCAUGCCGAUAUGAUUAUAGGGGACAAUGCAAAUGUCAUUCUUUACCCCCGGAUAAUUGAAAUCCUCGACUCCUUCUCUCUGGACGGAGGUAAUGCUGAUCAAUUUGUUAUUGAUGAAAGAGUAGGAGGACGAAUGUCAUCACCAACAAUAGUUACAUAG
Molecule: messenger RNA, 1272 nt
Organism: Nezara viridula (southern green stink bug)
Lineage: Eukaryota; Metazoa; Arthropoda; Insecta; Hemiptera; Pentatomidae
Source: the annotation of a GenBank genome assembly